Molecule: messenger RNA, 1033 nt
Organism: Cylas formicarius (sweet potato weevil)
Lineage: Eukaryota; Metazoa; Arthropoda; Insecta; Coleoptera; Brentidae
Product: histidine protein methyltransferase 1 homolog
Exons: 1
Coding region: 172-1020 (282 amino acids)
Biological process (GO): peptidyl-histidine methylation, to form tele-methylhistidine
Molecular function (GO): protein-L-histidine N-tele-methyltransferase activity
Source: RefSeq, a predicted model, not a curated record
CGAAUGAUUUUAGAAAGUCCGCCUAUUAUUGUGAGACGUAGAAUGGAACUUGCGGCUUUUCAUGGACUUGUGAGAAUAAAAAUAACCGGAUUUUUUUUAUACGACUGUUUUUAGAAACAAAAACGCUUUUAUAAAAUAAUUUGGAGGUAACCUAAAAGUAAAGUUGGAGAAAUGUUUAAAUUUAAUUUUUCCGAUCGAGACGUGUCGCUCGACUUACCGGCAUCCUUAGUUAAGCAGGGUAGCGUUGUUCCUUUGCCGAGUAAACGUAUAAACCCCGAAGAAAUAGACGAUUCAAUUCGAAGCAUCAUAUUUAGCGACUGCCAAGUGAACAUUUAUCGACAAGGCGAACAUGCGGUUCGUUAUUUCUCGUGUGAAGAUAUUUUGCGAGUUCUUCGAACGCACGGGGUCAGUUUACCAAGUUUAGAGGCCGACGACGAUCACUCCGACUUAAAAUCCGGUAUUUACGAAGGCGGACUUAAAAUUUGGGAAUGCACCUACGACUUAAUUAGUUAUAUGGUAGUCGAUGAUAUCGACAUGAAAAAUAAGUGUGUGCUGGAUUUGGGAUGCGGGGCUGGUUUGGUAGGGCUUUGGUGUUUGCUUCGAGGCGCCGCUUGUACUUUUCAGGACUAUAAUUCGGAUGUUGUGUGUAACCUAACUAUUCCCAAUGUGUUACUGAACGAUGGGGUAAUUUUAGAAAAGUGUGCCUUUUUUUCGGGCGAUUGGCAGUCUUUUACGGAACUAAGUGAACGUUUAAAUUUGACGAACAGUUUCGAUUACAUAAUGACUUCUGAAACAAUUUAUAACGUAGAGAACUACCCCAAACUACACUCAGUGUUUGAAAAGAUGCUUAAGCGGACUGGUCAAGUGUAUUUGGCUGCUAAAGUGCACUAUUUUGGAGUGGGGGGCGGGUUAUCUUUGUUCGAAGAUUAUGUGAGAACCAAAAACGUGUUUAAGACGUCACUUUCUUGGCAAUCGGUGCAGGGCGUUAACAGGAUGAUCCUCAACAUUUCAUUUAAAUAAAGGUUUUAUUGUU